CCAUUGGCCGUGGCUGAUUGCCUCAUCGGUGAGGGUCGCUGAGACCCCUCAAAAGCUCUUGCGAAGAAGCGAAGAAGAAGAUGACGUAGAAGAAACUGGCACGUAGAACGAACGAUACCUUGCAAAGUCGAUGACAUCUCUGGCCCUCGCGAAUAGCUGUUUCUUAAUUCCAAUCCACAUGGCGACGAAGCAACCACUGCAGGCGCGCCCGUCUUUGUCCAACAUUCGCGUGGCUAUUGAGGAGGACAAGACGCCACCAUUGUCAGAAAAAAGACGAGUUCUUCGCAACCUACUUGUGCUUAGCAUGAGCUUCCUGCUCCUCUUCACCGCCUACCAGUCACUGCAGAACCUCCAGAGCAGCAUCAAUGCGGAAGGAGGACUCGGGACGGUCUCUCUGGCUACAGCUUAUACCACCCUCGUUACCUCCUGCAUGUUUCUGCCCAGUUACAUGAUUUGUCGCCUAGGGCUGAAGUACACAAUGGUUUCUGCGAUCUGUAUGUAUCUGUUGUACUUCUUUGCCAACAUGAAGCCAAUGUGGUUCACACUUUUGCCAGCGUCUUUCAUUCUGGGAGUGGGAGGAGCGCUGCUUUGGACAGCCAAAUUUUCCUAUCUCACAGCGCAGGCCCAUUUGUAUGCCGACCUUGUAGGUGCUUUGGACGCUGCACCAUUUGUGACUGGAUUUUUUGGUAUCUUCUUCAUGCUAUUCCAGACUGCUCAAAUUUGGGGCAAUUUAACCUCGUACCUGGUUCUGCGGUCCUCAGACAGUCCAGACGCCGUUCACACUUCCAACCUAGGUCUCUGUGGGUCUUCCUUCCACCCCAAGGAAGAUGUGAAGCAACUCAACAGCACAAAGCUUGGCAGCGUCACCUCGCUCCAGAUACUGACACUGAGUGGCCUGUAUGCCUGCUUGGGGAUAUCUGCGAUACUAAUAAUGGUAUUGUUUCUGGACCCCAUCUCGAACGAGCUUAUGGAGACCAGUCCACCACUGCCGUAUAUCACCGAGACCAUAGAUCACAUGAGAAACGCCUACCAACUGUUGAUCAUUCCCCUGACAAUAUACAGUGGAAUGCAACAGGCCUUUCUGUGGGGAGACUUCACGCAAGCCUUCGUAGGGUGUUCCUGGGGUGUACAGUACAUUGGGUUUGUCAUGAUGGCAUACGGCGUGAUGGACUCCAUCUGGUCUAUGGUGUUUGGCCUCCUGGUGAGAACGGUGGGACGAGUUUCGUUGGUACUAACGGCGGCUGUGCUCGAUCUUGCCAUGAUGGUGCAUAUGGUCCUGUGGAAGCCGAUGGCGGAAGAUUUGUUCAACUAUUUCUUGAUAGCCAUCCUGUGGGGAGUGGCCGACGCGUCUUGGCAGACACAGAUUAACUUAAACUGGCAGAAAAAUCAGUCUGACGGAAGGAUAUUACAAUCAAAAGAACUCUACUUCCAAAAGUGGAAUCCAGUAGGAUGACAAACACCCAGAGUUGUACCCAAUCAAGUCACCUCUUCGUCUAUGUGUGCGUGCCUCUUAGCACGGCAAAGCUGUACCGCUGUCGACCCCCCAAACGGCGGCGGACAUGAGGAUUUUCCUGACUCAUUUUUCCAGCGAUUUACCCCAGGACGUCAACCACCUUACUCUCUGCCCAUUACUGGUACCGGCAGUUCCCGAAGUCUGGCGGACCAUUGGCCGCCGACCCAUCUGCUACCACUGCGGUGAAGUUGGUCAUGUGUAUCGUCAUUGCCCGUAUCGACGUCUAGAACUACGAGGGUUUACAGUCAACGCGCCACGGCCGAAGCCUGGC
Ornithodoros turicata is the source of this 1784-nucleotide messenger RNA. Its product is annotated as protein unc-93 homolog A-like. Gene Ontology annotation, biological process: regulation of potassium ion transport; regulation of muscle contraction. The coding region runs from base 131 to 1453 and encodes 440 amino acids. Gene Ontology annotation, cellular component: striated muscle dense body; plasma membrane. The transcript is spliced from 3 exons. The record is from RefSeq and is a predicted model, not a curated record. Gene Ontology annotation, molecular function: potassium channel regulator activity. NCBI's taxonomy places the organism in Eukaryota, Metazoa, Arthropoda, Arachnida, Ixodida, Argasidae.